This is a messenger RNA of Aspergillus pseudonomiae, 1892 nucleotides long. RefSeq lists its product as uncharacterized. Gene Ontology annotation, biological process: regulation of DNA-templated transcription. Gene Ontology annotation, molecular function: zinc ion binding; DNA-binding transcription factor activity, RNA polymerase II-specific. NCBI's taxonomy places the organism in Eukaryota, Fungi, Ascomycota, Eurotiomycetes, Eurotiales, Aspergillaceae. The transcript has 2 exons. The record is from RefSeq and is a predicted model, not a curated record. The coding region runs from base 285 to 1739 and encodes 484 amino acids.
UCCUGAGUAGGUAGAACUACUAUAUUAGUCGUACUAGUAGUACGGAGUCCUCCGUAGUCGACUACGUAUUAAGAAGUCUCGGUACGGCUGGAUCCGUUUUGGUGGCUCUUACCCGGCCCACCAUGUCAACUCCACCCUUUCACAUUGCUGCUCUCUCUAAACCCCCAGCCGAUGACUCCAUUCUGAGAGAAAUUACUGCGUCAGUCGUUAGAGACUAACGCUUUGCUCCAUGCCGAACGGGUCCGGAUACGAGGAGGAAGGCGCUCUUCUGUGUUCCUGCGCCAAUGGUUCGAGUGCCACGCGGUUGUCGUGGCUGCAUUGACGCCCGCCUUAAGUGCGAUGGCAGGACCCCUUGCGCACGAUGCAAAAGCCUGAACACACCCUGUCUGCGCCAGAUCCGAGCGAUCGAGUUUCGCGAUCAAGGCCCGGCCCUGCGACAGAAAUAUCAGUCGACAUCGCAGCCCUCGCACCUCUCACCGGUCUCGGAUCGCGAAGGUGGUCCUCCUUCACGGUCGACCCGGUCCAAUGUCCGAUAUCUGCCAGUUGCCUUUCCGAAUAAUGAGACGGUGUCGCAUUCGCUAUCCGUUACCGCUGUCUCAUCCCUACAAACCCAAGUAUUUACCAACUUCGUCCUAUCAGCUUUCCCUUGUUAUUUCAAGUGCACCGAAACACAAGUGCCGGUCAAUUGGGUGGAAUAUGUCGAAAAUCGGAGAGGGACUAAUUCGUGUUUCGAUUGGGCUCUUCGCGCUUGCACUACCUCCUAUGCGGGCGCUGUGCACAAUGAUCAGCGACUGCUGAAAGAAGCUCGGGUGAUGUAUAUUCAGGCCUUGCGGAGCCUUGGCGGGUUGUUGUCCCACAUCUCAACGGCCAAAUCGGACGAGGCCUUGGCGACGGCUAUUACCCUGGCGGUUUAUGAGAAACACCACUGUACCGAUGCAAACUCGUGGCUUAAACAUGCGUCAGGGGUCCGGACGCUGAUGAAGCUCCGUGGCCCGUCCGCUCAUCUUCAUGGGUUCGGUUGUGCCAUGUAUGUCGCUUAUCGAAGCUUCUUAGUCACAGAGGCCUUGGUGUCCGGGGAAGAAUGCUUUCUGCAGGAGCCUGAGUGGCAGGCCCUCAAUGAAGAAAUUGCGGCGAACAACGCCAAGCUACCCGAUUCAUCCUUGUAUACGGAUGUUGUGGAACGCGGCUUCCUGGAGAUCCUGAAGAUACCCGGGCAUGUAAAGCAGGUGCGCAAGUUGCUUUCUCUUUCAUCGGAGGAAAGGGCCAGGCGCCAGCCGGGCGUCUUGCGUAGUGUCCAGGCCGCCCGUGCGGCGCUUCGAGGGAUCAACACGGAGUUUGGUAUCUCGGUGUCGAUGCGCCGUGCUGGUCAAGGUGCUCGACAGGGCUUCAUCGGCCCGUCUCCAAAUUUCUUCCUCGACGGUUACUCCACGCUUUUCGCGAGUGGUGUUCGCUCCGGCCUGCUGAUCCUCAACCAGCUGGUCAUCGCCACAGAUCCGACACAGCGAGCUUCGCUCGAGUUAGAAUGCCAGCUUCUUUCGGGCGAACGAUGUUCGAGUCUGGCCAGCUGUGAAGACUCUGUAGUACGUCCUUUAACACCACCAGACUCUCCACACCCGCCGCAGCUAGUAGUGGAGUCUUUGAUCACUCCCUCAUACAGAAAGCCACCCACGACAGACUGGAUGGAUCACAUUGCAGGGACGAUGGGUAUGGAUGGUGUACGGGUGAGCUUGCUUGAAUAGCCUUGGACUACCAGUGGCAUUGAGCUUAUAUGAUUCUGGAGAUACCCCUAUAAACAGAUAGAAAUGUAAAUAUUGAUUGUAUGUAUUGCGAUGCUUCUUCGCGGCAGUCUCUACACUGCAAAAGCGCCGUUUGGAUCAUGCUGAUGAAACGCC